AUGUACGGAUCGGAGACUUGGGCAGCACCAUCAACGGUUAUGGAGAGGCUAGACUGCACGGAAAUAAAGCUGCUUAGACGGUUAUUUGGCUACUUUUGGCCUAUGGUAUGCCACAAUGAAGAUCUCCACGCAGAAAUUGAUGUGGUAUACUGGCGGAUGACACGUGGAAGACAUCAACAUCUUGCACCGCCAUCGAAAGUGGCUAAAACUGACGUGGUGAAAGAGGAGCUGAGGACACUCGGCGUGGAAAGGCAGUUCAGGCGAGAAGUGAGGUCUCGCAGAAUAUGGAAUAGCGACGAAUGGAUUGAUUCUGCGCAAGCUCUCGCAGAAGAUCGAGAAGGUUGGGCACAGCUGUGUUCAAAGAAGGCACACCUCGACGAAGAUGCGGGUAAUCGCUUGGGAGAUGACAUCAGCCCGCCGAUUAAGUCAAGAAGAUUUUCUUUCACACGGAGAGCAGGAAAAGCCGCGAUGGUCGCUAAGCGAACUCCUAGAGCUAUCAUCGACUGGGAGCUCUUCGCUUCGCUUGUUGGCUUUUGGGAAGAUACCGUCGUGGACAACAUCGACGACGAAUAA
Messenger RNA from Necator americanus (New World hookworm), 573 nucleotides. RefSeq lists its product as uncharacterized. The transcript has 3 exons. The record is from RefSeq and is a predicted model, not a curated record. NCBI's taxonomy places the organism in Eukaryota, Metazoa, Nematoda, Chromadorea, Rhabditida, Ancylostomatidae. Bases 1 to 573 code for a protein of 190 amino acids.